Poecilia latipinna (sailfin molly) is the source of this 1499-nucleotide messenger RNA. It is a transcript of the gene grsf1, whose product is annotated as G-rich RNA sequence binding factor 1. Gene Ontology annotation, molecular function: RNA binding. Bases 177 to 1382 code for a protein of 401 amino acids. The transcript has 9 exons. The record is from RefSeq and is a predicted model, not a curated record. Lineage: Eukaryota; Metazoa; Chordata; Actinopteri; Cyprinodontiformes; Poeciliidae.
UUGACCGUCAAAGCGCUCGUGCGUUGCCCUUGACUGUCAUAGACCCACGUGACUUUUAGCUAAUGGGAAGCUAACAGCUAGCUAACUAGUCCAGGUGGUUGAGGAGAACCCGGGGCAGAGAAUCUUUCCUGAAGUCGUUUAGUUUACUUUUUAACCAUCAGCUGCGUUGGGACAAGAUGUCCGCCAACUGUAAGUCUCUCCUGUUUCUACUGCAGCGGUGUGUCGCAGUUAGACAGCUGCCUCUAACUGCAGCCAUCAAAACAAGAAGCAGCGUGCUGUCCGGCGUCUGGUGGAGCCACAUUCAGCAGCGAGCAUGGAUUUCUGACAGAGCCACGGUCCGUCAGCUCCAGCCCGGCCUGAGAAGCAUCCAGCACCGGUUCUGCACCAAGGCUGGGUCGCCAUGCGAAGAGGAAUACCCUCCUCUGCCAGACUAUCAGACUGAUUCGCAGCCACAAACCAAAGAGGUUUACCUGGUGCAGGUGAAGGGUCUCCUCUGGUCCUGCACGGCACAGGACCUGCUGCAGUUCUUCUCAGACUGCAGGAUCCGUGAUGGGGAGAAGGGGAUCCACCUGACUCUGGACCGGCUGGGAAGGCCGACGGGACGCGCCUUCAUCGAGAUGGAGCACGAGGAAGACGUCAGCAAGGCUCUGGAGAAGCACAGGCAGUACCUCGGUCCACGCUACGUUGAAGUGUAUGAGGUGACAAACAGCGACGCUGAGGAGAUCCUGCAGAAAUCAGCUGAGGCGCGGGGUGACGAAGACGUGGUGCUGCUCAGAGGGCUGCCCUUCUCCUCCAAGGAGGACGACAUCGCUCGCUUCUUCUCAGGUUUCAAUAUAGCUGAGAACGGGAUCACCAUGGUUACCAACUCCAGGGGGAGAAACUCUGGACAAGCGUACGUACAGUUUUCCUCUCAGGAGGAAGCCAAGAGAGCUCUGCAGAAGGACAGAGAGCUUAUUGGACACAGAUACAUCGAGGUGUUUCCCAGCAGCAUGGAAGACGUCCAGUCCGCCUUGAGGAAAAUGAGGACCAUUCCGAUUCCAAAUCCAAAUCCAAAUCCGCCCCAGAAUGCGAACUGGAGACCAGUUCCUGACUCCCAGACCCACUACAGAGCUGCUUCCCACCAGAUGUCGCAUGCGCCGGCGCAUUACAUCCACAUGCGAGGGCUUCCCUUCCACGUCACUGGAGAAGACAUCGUGAAGUUCUUCUCGCCGCUCGUCGUGUCAAAGAUCCUGGUGGAGUUCGGACCCAGCGGACGGCCGAGCGGUGAGGCCGACGUCUUCUUCCGCUGCCACAGGGACGCGCUGGACGCCAUGUCUAGGGACCGCAUGAACAUGGGGCAAAGAUACAUCGAGUUGUUCCUGAACUCUGUGCCAGACUAUUGACUGACGGUGAGAAAAUCCAGAAGUUUUAUGUUUUCCUACAGAAGAAGAAAUCCUCAAAUGUUUCAGCUUUAAAGUUCAAUAAAGUUCUUUUUUGGAAGAUUUUUCUAAACAACCUAA